This is a messenger RNA of Lentinula edodes (shiitake mushroom), 958 nucleotides long. RefSeq lists its product as uncharacterized. The record is from RefSeq and is a predicted model, not a curated record. The coding region runs from base 206 to 898 and encodes 230 amino acids. Lineage: Eukaryota; Fungi; Basidiomycota; Agaricomycetes; Agaricales; Omphalotaceae. The transcript is spliced from 4 exons.
CUUGGAUCAGUAGACGCUGAUUAUAUAGAGGGCACAUUCUUCGUUAUUCUCCCAAUCUUUUUCCUCGUUGACGCUGGUACGUUAACCUUAUCUUAAGACCUCAAAGUCGUCAUUGACCUGGACAAAUUUGCUGGUCGAAGUAAUCUUCACUACACACACAAAGUUUACCGGUUCACUAUUAACUCGUUACUGUCAAGAAAAGACGAUGCUCUUCAUAUCUUCCCUCCUUCGACGAUGCUCUAUGCAUAUAUUACUGAUGGCUGUUCUCUUCCUGGUGUCCAGUUCCGCUGCACCAAGUCCGAAACACACGCAACCAACGAUCUCAAACUUGAUCAACGUUGACGUAGAGCAUGAGUUGGUGGUUCGUAUCAUGCGAUUCAUAGGAGACUCUUAUAAUCCAGUGUCCCCUGCCAACCUCCCACUGGAGAACAAUCAUCAACUAGGCCUGCUCAUUGGCAAAGAAAUAUUCAGGUUCUUGCGCCCCGAUCCCAAUGGAAAGCUCAAGCCAAUCUUGCCAAUGUUCCUUAACUCCACAGACCACAAUGACAAAGAUGAAAAAUUCUUUGCAUAUAUGACUCGCUCAGGGGAUCAAAAGAAUGCCAUGCUCAAAAAGGACGAUGUAAUAGCGUUCUUUGGAAACAAGGAUCCGGAGAGCGUUUUCGAGGUGUUAAGGGAUGUCAAUCAACUUCGCCGUUCCUCUCGCGGUCGUCCAUGGGAAAUGAAAUCCGUCGACAAUGAUGCGGAUUACAUUAUUGCGGUUUUGGAUUACCUCGCAGCGCUUCCAAGUACGGCGGGUGGCCAUGCAACGGUCUUGUAUUCCCAGAACGAGACAGUGAAGAAAAUGAAAGGGUUAGCAGAGAAAUUGAAGCAACAUAGAACUGCAGCAAGGCACGCGUAACCUGUGAUGGAGUGUAGGUAGUUAAUAUACCUUGUACUUAUGUGGAUGUAUUGUUGGUCA